ACGUGUCCCAACUCAGUCUCUCUCUUUGCCACUAGUGCCAACCAAAUCCAAUAUUUGAAACCCAACUUACCAUUAAUACAAAUAAAUAUCCCUAUACCUUUGUUGUAGUACCACCAAAUACCUAGAAUUUACAUACUUUGAUUAUUGCAACAUGAACACCAAGGGAACUGAAAGGGUAAAUGAAGAGGGAGCAAUUGAAACCAAGGUGGAUACUAUAGAUAUACAAUCACCACCGGGGGAAAACAAAGAACCCAAGGUGGAGAACGUGGGAGUGGUCCAUUUGACUCAUGAUAGGCCCAAUACUGGCAACAAAGGUGGUGUUUUAGCUGGUGCAGCUGAGGCAGCAACUAAGGCUGUUCAGGCUGUCAAGGACUCUAUGUCAGGCAGCAACAAAUGAAAAACUAUACAUGCAUAUAUGUGUAUUCUCUAUGCCUUUUAUGUUAAAAAAUAAUAAUAACAAGGUUCACUAGGUCAUGGGUUUUUCAUUUUUA
Messenger RNA from Gossypium raimondii (Peruvian cotton), 491 nucleotides. RefSeq lists its product as uncharacterized. The record is from RefSeq and is a predicted model, not a curated record. The transcript is spliced from 2 exons. NCBI's taxonomy places the organism in Eukaryota, Viridiplantae, Streptophyta, Magnoliopsida, Malvales, Malvaceae. The coding region runs from base 152 to 397 and encodes 81 amino acids.